Messenger RNA from Paramecium primaurelia, 587 nucleotides. Lineage: Eukaryota; Ciliophora; Oligohymenophorea; Peniculida; Parameciidae. The record is from the annotation of a GenBank genome assembly.
AUGAAUAUUAAUUUUUAAGAUGUCUACACGUUUGUAGAAAUUAAAGCAAUCCUUUUUCAAAUCUAUUUCCCAAUAUUCUUAUUUUUGUUUGAUUUGCUCAAAAGAAGUAAUUUCAAAUUGAAGAAAAUUUAAAUUAAUAUCUCAUCUCUUAUGAUCAUCUUUCAACUAUAAGAGAAAUUAUUUCCUAAUAAUAAUUCAUCCAAAAAUAAGUAAAUUUUUAUUCAGAAUAUUAACAAUAAGAAAGAAAACAAUUAUUUGACUUUUUCAAUUGCAAGAGAAUUGAAUUAGACAGGUAUAACAGUUUAUUUGGGUUUAUUCUAGGUUUAAAUCUAUAUUUUCAAAAUUGCCUCUCCAUUAUUAAAGAUCUCCUUUCUAAAAAGAAAACGACAUAAAAAGAAUAUAUCACUAUUUUAAAAAGGUUUUAUUAAUUACUUUUUGACAAUAGAAAAAUUUAAUUUCAGAUUAAUCAAUAGUGUAAUUUUUAAAACUUUAAAAAUAAAAACAUGACAGUUUUCAGCACUCAAUCUGCUCAUAAAAGCAACAGGUACUUUUAUAUUGUAAAUAAAAGGCUAUCAAAUAGGUAGUGA